This is a messenger RNA of Drosophila ananassae, 639 nucleotides long. RefSeq lists its product as uncharacterized. The transcript has a single exon. Lineage: Eukaryota; Metazoa; Arthropoda; Insecta; Diptera; Drosophilidae. The record is from RefSeq and is a predicted model, not a curated record. Bases 112 to 528 code for a protein of 138 amino acids.
UAAAUAAUCCUGGUAAAGUACGACAGGACAUCAUUCACAGCUCAAGCUGCCAAGCAGUCACAGCUCGUUCCUUCAACAAAUAUUCUACAAAAAAUCCGAAACAUUUUGGAAAUGGAGAACCAACGCACCAGCCACCGCCGCGGAGCCCGUCCCAGCGUGGGCUAUCUGCUCUUCCAGUACCAGAACGAGCUGACCCGCCGGCAUGCGGAGCCUACCCGCCUCUCGAAGACCAAGAUCCACAUCAUCGACGGCCUGGUUUCCCGCACCAUCCGCCACUUGAAGCACUGCAGCGUGGAGGAGCUGCAAGCCUGCAAGCGAGGACUCGUCUACAAGGAGCAGCUGCGCGAUCAACUGAAAGGAAUUCGUCGUCGCCGCGCUCCGGCUUCCGGCGGUGCCAAUACUGGCAACAAAACUGUCACUGUGCCAGCCGUGAGUGUCAAGGCCCCGAGCACGCCGCCUAAGCCCCGAUCUUCCUCCAGCGGAGCUGCCCCAAAAGUGUCCAUCUUUGGACCCGAGAUCUUUGUCUAAAGACGCCUUGACACUAUUUUAAGCUAGAAUAUCACACACUCACUAUCCUUAAUUGUUGACGAUUAAAAAUCAUAAAAACAAAAAUAAAAAUAAAUACUUUCACAAAGCAAA